GACAAGUGUGAUGUCAUACAAAAUGUAAAUAAUUGGUAAAUUAGCGGAUUUGCGAAAUGCGAAUCGGAUUUUAUAAACGUUUAGCUCUUUAUCGUUUUGUUCUAAUGAAAAAAGUGCGUUUUGAAUGAAUAUCGAAAGCAGAAAACAAACCAAUAAUUAAAAAGAAUGCCAUCGGGACGAAAACGAUGGAACUUGCAUGAUGGACCUCAAGGCUCCCUACGGAGACUUCGGAAUCAGCUGGCCGAGGAUGGGUGUGCAGAGUCCCAGGUGGUGUUAGCUAAACAAUUGUUGGAGGAAAAAUGUGAAUUGGAGGCAGAUAAGAUAUCCAAUUUUAAACAGGCCCUAGAAUGGCUUAUUUGUGCUACUGAACAAGCACACCCUGAAGCCAGAAGAAUGCUUCGAAGGUGUAUUCGUUCAGGUGUAAUAGAUGAAGACAGCGCUCCGAUAGUGCGAGCCAAGUCCUGUUUGGCGGCCAGUCGACAGGAGACUGUAGCCAGAAAGGCUGCGAGGGACCUUUUUGCCAGUCUGUCAAACGGGGAGCAAUAUAUAACCACAGCCCAGCUGGAGCGUCGUAUUCGCGAGAUUUGCUCCACCACGCUGAGGAAGGGUGAUGACGAUGCCAUAGAUGAUGACUCGCCAGAAGAAGCUAGAGCCUUAGACGGUGAACAGGCCUUGGAACCCUCACAGCUUCAGGCCGGGGACCAUAUACACACAAAUGGCACCAUACGGACACACGAUAUCGGUGAUGAUUACUCAGACAGACGGACACAAAACGACGAAAUCCGCAACCUUACAGUAGACAACUUAGUUUCCGCGGCCGUAGACUAUUGCCAGGGCGAACUACCUCUAGUCAGUUACGAAUUGACCCUAACAGACCCUAGCAUAAAGGCCCUAGACCAUAUCCCUAUACUCCACCAAGCUUUCCUACACCCCAUAGUCUUCAUACAAGUUCUUUAUCUAAAACUCUUAUACUAUCUCGGGUCAUUUUCCUUCAGACUAUCAAAUAUCGAACUUUCUUUGUUACUCAUAGCAUAUUUAUCCGUUAGUACGGACAGUCUUUACCAUUUAGUGCCAUUAGUUUUGUACUACGCAAGCAUUAUAGUUAUGACUAUAUGUACCUUCAAAAUGUUGCUAGCAAAACGACAGUUUAUAGAUUUCCGAAAAUGGUCUGGGUUAUUUUUACGGUAUAGUGACGGAAAUCUGCAGCCGGACGAAUCGGAAAACCUAUUUGUACGGAACAACCUCGGUCCCUUUUUGCAGUUUUUCGUGGCGUUGUUCGUUAAUUUGUUUCUGUAUCCGUUUAUAGCGAGUCAAUGGGUGCCGUUUUCGGAAUUCUGCGUUUUGUCCUUCUGUUUAAUGUUCUUGACUCUGUUUUCGUUCGGCACAAACGGCAAUCCUUAUCCAGACGUUUUGGCGUUGAUUUCUUUUGGUAUAAACGUCUUAGCGAAGUACCCUUAUGAAAAAGAUACAGUGGUACACCAAGGUUGGCGAUUUUUAGAUUUGCACGUAUCGAAUUAUCCGUCUUAUAUCCUUGGGAAUAGCAUCGAGUUUUGUUUGAACGCUCGCGUUUUUUUCUCUUUGCUUAUACCGGUGAUUUUGUUUGUGAUGGCUCGUAGAAGUAAUUGGUCUGGAUUUUUGAAGUAUACCUUACCCCAUUGCGUGACUUUGAGCUGGUUACAGAUGUUCAUUACAUGUUCCCAUGGGUGUACUACCUAUGGUUUGAUUAGGGGAACUUUGGCGUUGGUUUGCUCGUUCCUAUUUCUGCCCUUAAUGGGCAUAGUGACGGUGUCUUUGCCCAUAUUUGCCUUCCUCCAGUAUGUGACGAUCUCCAAGUUUUUCUAUACUUUGACGGUUUUGGUUGGACUGACUGUGGGUUUGGGGGUGACGUGUUUGCUGGCGAAAUCGGAAGCUACCAAGAAAUUCGUUACACCGUUUCAGCUCGCAGUCGGCCUAAUAACACUAGUGUACAUAAGCAAUCAAUUCCUCAUACAAAUCCAAGACGACGGCCUACCUUCCGGAUUAAUAGAAAUACUAGGCGAGAAAAAACCCAGCAUAAAAAACCUAUUGAAAAACGACUUCAUGACAGAUUAUGACGAAAACACGUACCACAUAAGUUGGGAUGAUUAUUACAACCAAUGUAAUUCGCCAUCUUGGACAGAAAGCAAUAUGGCGUCCACUCAAAUAAAAUGCUCGGUUUUAGACGGCGCUAGUGUAAAUUGGGAGGGUUAUGUAAAUGAUGUCAAAUUAAGAAGUGUACGUAAUCGUUGGAGUUACUUUACGUCUUGGUUGCCUGCUGUUUUGUCGGAGUACUUCAAGUGUUAUUACGGCGAGGAAUAUUCGACCCUAUGUCAGAGUGCGGAAGGUGCGAUGUUGAAUGACUGUGAGUUUGUUAGCAGCGUCGCGCGGCAGAACGGACGGAGCUGUCACUUGAAUAAUUUGAACGAAUACACUUACGAAGUAACAGUCAACAUGGAGGCGAAUGGGGGCAUAUUGAAACGCCAUGCGGAAAUAUCUCUAAUAUUCGAUAACGUUUUCACCAACUUCACGCGUCUCCUACGUUCCGACGACAAGAUACGCUUCAGAGGCGUCCUGACAAACGAAAAUGACUCUUACAACAUUGGUAAUAAGGACCUCGUUAUCAAAGGCCACGAAAUAAAAUGCAUAGAAUGUAAAACCGCGAGAGGCACAGUCAGUUCGAGAGUUAGAUAUUCGUCAAAACUUUCGGAAUUGUGUAAAACUGUUGUGAACGAUUGUAUUGUAUCGGCGAAGUAUAUAAUGAAUUUUCUUUUGAAUCCUAUUAUUGUUUUUAAAUAAACUUUGCGACUGUAUGUA
Molecule: messenger RNA, 2832 nt
Organism: Maniola jurtina (meadow brown)
Lineage: Eukaryota; Metazoa; Arthropoda; Insecta; Lepidoptera; Nymphalidae
Gene: wfs1
Product: wolframin
Exons: 9
Coding region: 166-2814 (882 amino acids)
Biological process (GO): calcium ion homeostasis; endoplasmic reticulum unfolded protein response
Cellular component (GO): endoplasmic reticulum membrane
Source: RefSeq, a predicted model, not a curated record